This is a messenger RNA of Ilex paraguariensis (yerba mate), 258 nucleotides long. The record is from the annotation of a GenBank genome assembly. Lineage: Eukaryota; Viridiplantae; Streptophyta; Magnoliopsida; Aquifoliales; Aquifoliaceae.
AUGGAUCUCUGGGGUUUAAAGCUUGUGACGGAAGAAGCUGGUGAUAAUGAUCUCUGUGAUGUGGGAGGUAUGGGAACAUCUGCUGGAGCUCACACCCAUCAUAACAUACGUGGUCAUAUCACAACCAAGAAUAACAGAGUUUGUGUGUAUAUAUGGGUAGAUGGGAAGAAGGAAGAAUUGCUAGAGGUGUGAUGGGUGGAAGUCGCCGGUGGUUUGGACGUAGAAGUUCAGUUACAGAGAGAGAGAGAGAGAGAGAGA